CCGGCUCGCGGCUGCAGUCUCUGCCAGACACUGUUGCAUCUUGACACCCUCCGGAGAAAUGAUCCCCAUCUCGUCUUGGCUGGUCCUCCUGGUGGUCUCAGGACCCCCUUGGGCGGCCGGGGAGGGGCUCCAGGACAUAUUGGGUGUCCACGUUCCCAAGGUGAGUUUGGGAGAUUUGCCGGGUAGCGGGGAGCAACCGUCUGGGAGAGGGGUGUUGGGAAGAUUUUGGGGGCGCAACUGGGCCCCGUAUACCCCAGCCGUGCCUGGAUUCGGCCUCAGGGCGUUUCACGCCGGAGAUCCCUCUGAGCACGUCCAGAGUGCUUGCAGCAACGUCGGAAGCAGGGAGAACGCCGUCUGCGUCAUAGGAUGGCGCAACGUUUAUAAAGGUAAGCCUGUCCUGGAGAAUUUCCACCCACUAGAACUUGUGGAUAUACAAUGAAGGUGAGCAUUGGAAGAGUCAGGCCAGGCCAAAAGAAGUCCUCUUUUGUGCACUUAAACUGUGGAACUCCCUGCCACAGGAUUCUUCUGAUGGGAGUGGAGGACUCCUCCUCCUUCCCAGACAGGAGACUGGGCUCUGGGUGGGCUGCAUUCAGCCCCACAUCUCCCGCUGACGCUUUGGGUUCGGCCUCGGGGACAUUUCGUGCUGGAGAUCUCUCUGAGCAUGUCCAGAGUGCCUUCAGCAGCGCCAAGGAAAAGAAUGUCUUUAAAGAAGAGAGGCAGGGGAAAUAAAUAUCAGAGGCUCCUUCAUGAAAUGAUUGCUCUGCCCUCACAAAAUCCCUGGCGCCUUUUCGCAACUACGCCACAGGCAGGAGCUCAACAGGUGAAGUUUUCCCUGGAGGCUGUCUUUGCAAAGCAUCAUGGGGUUUGUAGUUUCCUCCCUGCAAUGGAGAGGCAGUGUGUGAUGGGAAAUUAGUUUUUAGAGUUUGGGAAGGGUUUCCCACCCCCACAGGUCACCUAAUAUUUUGAAAGUAAAGAACUGAAUUACUUGGUCCCUGCUAUAUUUUUUUCCUGACGGGCUCCUAGCCCCUUUCAGAGCUCUAUCUGAAGAUCACUGGGCAGUUUACAAUAUAAAAAGACAAAAACACAUGCCGUCAUAACAAACAAAAACAAUACCCGCCCCCAAACACACUGUGUGUGUUUUUAAAAAUAAUAAUUGCCUUACAGCUUUGUGGAGCGGGGGGGAGAAGGAAAAAGAGAAGAGGAAGGAAGGAAGGAAGGAAAGAAAGAACUAAAAAUGUUGAAGUAGUACCUACCUACCUAUAUAAAAUAAUAAAAGUAAAAAUAAAAGGGUAUAUAAAAAAAAACCUUUGGGAGAAUGAGGGGAAGGAAAAAUAUAUUGUUAUUAAAUAAUCUGUUUUAUUUUGUGUGUGUGUGUCUUUAAAAACAAAAAAAGGGAAAAAGAAAAGAAAAACAAUAGCAAAGGCAAUAAGGUGAAAUAGUAAAAAAUAGUGAUGGUAAUGAUGAAAGGUUUUGGACACCAAUAGAUCCCCCCCCCAAUUUAAUUUUAAAGGUAAUGAUAAUAAUAAUAAUAAAAAGAAGAGGAAAUCAGGGCUGAAGCAGAGGUCCCAGGAAGUGGCCUGGGUUGGCUCAGGCCUCCUUCAUGGGUGCCAACAUUUUAAUUCCUCAGAGAUUUUGAAGAAGAAGAAGAAGAGGAAGAAAGUUUGGGUCUUGUGUCCCUCCCCCUAUUUCCCUCUCUUCUCUUCCCAACCCAAUACUCCAUGCAACACUAACGUCUCGCAACACAUGAAACUGGUCUGUAGACAAUGCAAUGCAUGUGUUUUUGUAAAGUAAUAAAUUGCGGGUGGCGCUGUGGGUUAAACCACAGAGCCUAGGGCUUGCCGAUCAGAAGGUCGGCGGUUCGAAUCCCCGCGACGGGGUGAGCUCCUGUUGCUCGGUCCCUGCUCCUGCCCACCUAGCAGUCUGAAAGCACGUCAAAGUGCAAGUAGAUAAAUAGGUACCACUCCGGCAGGAAGGUAAACGGCGUUUCCGUGCGCUGCUCUGGUUCGCCAGAAGCGGCUUAGUCAUGCUGGCCACAUGACCCGGAAGCUGUACGCCGGCUCCCUCGGCCAGUAAAGCGAGAUGAGCGCCGCAACCCCAGAGUUGGCCACGGCUGGACCUGGUGGUCAGGGGUCCCUUUACCUUUACCUUUAAAUCUUUAAUAAUAAUAAUAAUAAUAGCCUUACAGCUAAUACAGUAUAACUGCUCAUCCGCACAGCAGGAAGGGGAUUUGAUUGACUUACAUCUAGUGGCCUCUGUUUAUAGGGCCCCGGGGCUUUUCACAGCUGGCCUACAGGCAGAAAUUCAACAGGUGAAACCCACCAUCUCCACUUCCUACUGACCAAAGCUUUAUAGGUUGAAAUUGUGCCUAUUGCACAAUUUAAAAGCGUAGAUUCCCCCUUCCGGGUGGGUGGGUAAAUAAGGCGUCUAUUGCAGAUCCUUAUUUAUUUAUUUAAGGCAAAUAGGGCGUAAUUCUGUUAUUUUUCUUCCCCCGCGGAAUUAAUCCAGAUUUCAUUCCCACGAGACGCCAGCGCAAGAAAGAAACGCCGAAUUGACAAUGGCUCCGAGCUGCACCGAAAACGAGCCCUGCUAUUAAUUAAUUACAAUUGGCUUUCUAAAGCAGUUUACGCAGGGGGAAAAAUAUGUAUUAAAUUUCAACGGGGCAACAGCGCCACCUUGUGGCGUUGAGGUGUAAUGAACUGUGGAAUAUUCUUUAUUUGCAGCAGCAUCAUCACCACCUACCGGUCAGUUCUGGUAAUUCACCCGUUCCCUAUUUCUUUUCCGGGUCGGUGCUGCCACCUAGUGGCCAAUGAUGGUAAAUGGCCAUUAUAUCUUUUCCCCCCAGUACGGCCAGUGCUUCCAGUCCGUUUCUGGAGAGGCAGGUGCUUUGAACGUUGGGCAGAGAUGGGGAGACCCCUCCCCAACGGCCACAUUGGUCAUCGAUCCACGCACGGUGACAAGGUAAGCGCCUGAGUCAUGCUGCGAGGUCCUGAGAGCCAUCGGGACAGUGGCGUAGCAAGGUCAGAGGGUACCCAGGGCGGAAAAUUUCUUGUCAAAACCCCACUGCCCAGUGAAAUUAUUAAAAGAAGGGAAAAACCUGAGAACCUGAGAAAGUUUCUGGAUUUUCAGUGAGUUUAUAAAACUGGUGGAAUAAUAAUAAUAAUAAUAAUAAUAAUAAUAAUAUUUGUGCCCCAUCCAUCUGACUGGGUUUCCGCAGCUACUCUGGGCAGCUUCCAACAUAUAUAAAAACACAAUAAAUCAUUAAACCUUGAAAAGCUUUCUGCAUUUCGGGGGUUGGUCUAGAUGACCCUCAGAGGUCCCGUCCAACUCUACCAUUCUGGGAUUAAGUGGGGCCUGGCUGAUCUCAGCAGCUUCUGAUUCCGUCUCCCCAGUGCCACCUCCUAUUUCGACUUCCGCACCUUCGACCCGGAAGGCGUGAUCUUCUACGGGGACAUGAGCCCCGGAGUCAACUGGUUCCUCCUGGCUCUGCGCAAUGGCAAACCCGAAAUCCAGAUCCACAACACCUUGACGAACGUCACCGUUUCCGGGGGGCAGCGCCUCGACGACGGCCAGUGGCACCGGGUACGGUGUGUGUGUGUGUGUGUGUGUGUUCCUGUGACAGAUGCAAAGUUUAGGUAGAUGAAGACGCAACUCACUCUACACACACAGACCCCCCUCGAAAUGCCCCAAAUAUUGGGGAACGACCCACAAGUGGUCUCGGACUGGGAGGUGCCAGGGAGGACCUGAACCGGCACUCCCCAAACUAUUAGAAGCUCCUGACCCCUUGGCUUCAUAAACCAACCCCACAUUUGUUCAGGUGAAGGUAAAGGACCCCUGAUAGUAAAGGACUGAGCUCCCGUUGCUCAGUCCCUGCUCCUGCCAACCUAGCAGUUCGAAAGCACGUCAAAGUGCAAGUAGAUAAAUAGGUACCGCUCCGGCGGGAAGGUAAACGGCGUUUCCGUGCGCUGCUCUGGUUCGCCAGAAGCGGCUUAGUCAUGCUAGCCACAUGACCUGAAAAAGCUGUCUGCGGACAAACGCCAGCUCCCUUGGCCUGUAGAGCGAGAUGAGCGCUGCAACCCCAGAGUCAUCCGCAACUGGACCUAAUGGUCAGGGGUCCCUUUACCUUUAACUAUGGAAAGGCGGCAUGCAAAUAAAGUGAUUGAUUGAUUGAGCGCUGUUAAACAGGAGGAAUAUGAGGGCCUUUGUGUGUCAAGGUAAAGGGACCCCUGACCAUUAGGACCAGUCGUGACUGACUCUGGGGUUGCGGCGCUCAUCUCGCUUUACUGGCCGAGGGAGCCGGCGUACAGCUUCCGGGUCAUGUGGCCAGCAUGACUAAGCCGCUUCUGGCAAACCAGAGCAGCGCACGGAAACGCCGUUUACCUUCCCGCCGGAGCGGUACUUAUUUAUCUACAGUCAUACCUCUUGUUACGUUUGCUUCAGGUUAAAUCUUUUCAGGUUGCGUCCCACGGCGUCCCAGAAGUACUGGAAAGGGUUACUUCCGGGUUUUGCCACUUGCGCAUGCGCAAAUGCUCAAAAUGGCGUCAUGCGCAUGCACGGAAGCGGCUAAUCACGACCCGCGCAGACACGGGUUGUGUUCUGCUCAUGUUGCGAACGGGGCUCUGGAACGGAUCCUGUUCACAACGGAGGUACCACUGUACUUGCAUUUUGGGCAUGCUUUCGAACUGCUAGGUUGGCAGGAGCUGGGACCGAGCAACGGGAGCUCACCCCGUCGCGGGGAUUCGAACCGCCGACCUUCUGAUCAGCAAGUCCUAGGCUCUGUGGUUUAACCCACAGCGUCACCCGCGUCCCAUUUGUUCAAAACCCACUUAGAACUGUUGAGUUUAAUUCAGCAAAAUGGAUCAACUCGAUCCAGGGGUGCCAGCUGCAGUCCCAUUGCCUCUUAGCGCCCCCUAGGUAAGCCCACAGUCCUCCAGGGGCUGCCACCCAUUUUGGGAACCUCUGAUCUAAAGGAAGGGGGGCGGCUGGAGCUCCGUGCGAGAGCAUCUGGGUCCCGGGUUCAGUUCCUGACAACUGCAAGUAGGGCUGGGAGAGGUCUUGCCUGAAACCCCAGAAAUCCGCAGUCAGUGUGCAGACAAUGAUCUGCCUCUGAAAAAGGCAGCUUGGCCCCUUGAAAGCACCCCAAUAAACAGAUGCUCUCGCACGGAGCUCCCUUGGCUAUUUGCUUCUGCUCAAAAAGCCUCUGUGUUAAUUGAGCAACACUAAAGCGCAUUGAAGGGCAUUGUUCAUUUUAAAUUCAGAGCGCUUUUGUUCCGCUCUUCAGGGGGAAAGGGGGCUCCCAGAGAUGUCAGUGGCAAAGCACUCCCUGCUCUCAAUCUUACAAUCUCAAGCUGCUUUCACGGUUUUUUGUCUGUUUUUGAGGUGGGAUCUUUGCCUUAAUUGAGCAACACUAAAGCACAUUGAAGGGCAUUGUUCAUAUAAAAAUCAGAGCGCUUUUGUUCCGCUCUUCAGGGGGAAAGGGAUGUCUACAAAUGUAAGGCAAAGUACUUCCUGCUCUCAAUCUUACAGUCUCAAACUGCUUUUUUUGUCUGUUUUUGAGGUGGGAUCUUUGCCUUUCACGCCCAUGUGUGAAUUUUGCGUAGUGUCUGCAUGUCACAACUGACAUUCCAGUACAUCCGUGCUUUAAUUCAGACCUCCCUUUUUCUGGGGGAAACCUGCUACGUUAAAAAACAACAACCCGUUCGCUGUAGCUCAGCGAGCUGUUUGUCGUAUUAAGCCUCCCGUGUGGAAGACACGACACUAGAGGGAAAGGAGUGUGGAGGGAGGAGGAAAACAGAAAACCCCAGCACUCUUCCUGAGCUUGCAGAGCGAUGCGCCUAUAUGAUAUCAACCGCUGAAUGGACGCCCUUGUUCCUGCCAGAGUAGAGAGACAAGGAAGGGGGCAUUUUGAGCCUUUCCUGUUCCUAACGCCUCUCUGCUCUGCCCAACAGAUCAUGGCGAAGAACGAGGGGCACACGGUCCUGCUGGCGGUGGACGGCGUUGACCAGCUGACCCUCAACCACGUCUCCGAAGCUAUCGUGGAGGCCCCUGUCUUCGCCCUGCGCAUUGGCGUCGGGGGCUUGCUGAUCCCCACGGAGGAGCUCCUUCUCCCAGUAAGAGAGCCUGUCCCCCUCCUUGUACGCUAGAAGGGGCUGCAGGUGGGGGCUGGAGCUCCUUGGCACAGGUAUGGCUGGAGGAGCCAACAGUAGGUGGCGCUAGAGGGCACUGUUUCUGCAUCAGGACCCCCGUCUCCGGCAGCAUAGAGCGGUUUGUUGGGGCUGCAAUAUCUGGAGACUGGUCCUCUUGCAGUGUCAAGCAUUGCUCUGGAAUUGCUCUUGAAAAUAUUGGGGGGCUGCCCCCUGCCCCCCCAGCUGGUGAGCUUGGAUCCCUCUGGUGGUGGAGGUUAGAAAGAAACCAGGUCACUGAUAAUAAUAAUAAUAAUAAUAAUAAUAAUAAUAAUAAUAAUAAUUUAUUAUUUAUACCCCGCCCAUCUGGCUGGGCUUCCCCAGCCACUCAGGGCGGCUUCCGACACAAUAUUAAAAUACAGUAAUGCCUCAAACAUUAAAAGCUUCCCUAAACAGGGCUGCCUUCAGAUGUCUUCUAAAAGUAUAGUAGUUGUUUCUCUCUUUGACAUCUGGUGGGAGGGAGUUCCACAGGGUGGGCGCCACCACCAAGAAGGCCCUCUGCCUGGUUCCCUGUAGCUUUGCUUCUCGCAGUGAGGGAACCGCCAGAAGGCCCUCGGAGCGGGAGCUCAGUGUCCGGGCAGAACGAUGGGGGUGGAGACGUUCCUUCAGGUCUACUGGGCCUUUGAGGCCGUUUGGGGCUUUCAAGGUCAGCACCAACACUUUGAAUUGUGCUCGGAAACGUACUAGGAGCCAAUGUAGGUCUUCCAGGACCGGUGUUAUGUGGUCUUGGCGGCCGCUUCCAGUCCCCAGUCUAGCUGCCGCAUUCUGAAUUAGUUUUAGUUUCCGGGUCACCUUCAAAGGUAGCCCCACAUAGAGCGCAUUGCAGUAGUCCAAGCGAGAGAUAACCAGAGCAUGCACCACUCUGGCAAGACAGUCUGCGGGCAGGGAGGGUCUCAUCCUGCGUACCAGAUGGAGCUGGUAGACAGCCGCCCUGGACACAGAAUUGACCUUCGCCUCCAUGGACAGCGGUGAGUCCAAAAUGACUCCCAGGCUGCACACCUGGUCCUUCACAUGGAUAGAGCCCCUGUUUGAUGGAUGGAUGGAUGGAUGGAGGGUUUCUAAGAAUCCUAUAUCGUUCUUCGUCCAAACAGAUCCCAGGGCAGCGUGCAAGAACCCACCAUUCCUGUCAGUUUAAUGUUUAUUUAUUUUAUUAAACAAAAUAAACCCAAGACAAAUCACAUGGAGAAAUAUGGUUUCAGCGCAAGGUUGGACGUUAUCGUUGAACUUGCUCUUCCAAAACAGUACAAAAAAUACCCCUUUUUCCAUAGUUCAGCCAGUGGAACAUUUUGGAGUUGUGGGUUCGAGAUCCACGUCGGGCAAAAGAUUCCUGCAUUGUAGGGAGUUGGGCUAGAUCAGGGGUAGGCAAACUAAGGCCCGGGGGCCGGAUCCGGCCCAAUCACCUUCUCAAUUCAGCCCGUGGACGGUCCAGGAAUCAGCAUGUUUUUACAUGAGUAGAAUGUGUGCUUUUAUCUAAAAUGCAUCUCUGGGUUAUUUGUGGGGCAUAGGAAUUCAUUCAUACUUUUUUUCAAAAUAUAGUCCGGCCCCCCACAAGGUCUGAGGUACAGUGGACCGGCCCCCUGCUGAAAAAGGUUGCUGACCCCUGGCCUAGAUGAUUCAUAAUCCCGUGAGGCUGGUUUAUAUGUAUUCUUUCGUUGUAAAUCAGCUUAAUCAAAUGGACAACAUUUUCUCCAUCCAUUCAGAUAUAGCAGGAAAUACGCCCUGCACCCCCGCUCCCCAAAUUUUAGCUUUUACAAUCUUAGCAGCAGUUGUACGGUUAAACGUUAUAAUUGUACUAAAGCGUCAUAACAAAUCUCCUCACGUACCAUCGAAGCAGCAGAAGUCAGGUUUGAAUUUCUGUCGCCCCAGCUGCCUCCACAGAAACAGAAUUAGCUGCAGCCUCAGGCGAAGAAAUCUGAACGGCAAUAACAUCCCUUAAUCUCUACGGUGCAAACCAAAACACAGUUUCCUCCGGCAACUUAGCUGGGUACGAGAGACAGCUGUCUAUCACAGGGGUAGGCAACCUAAGGCCCGGGGGCCGGAUCCGGCCCAAUCGCCUUCUCAUUCCAGCCCACAGACAGUCCGGGAAUCAGCGUGUUUUUACAUGAGUAGAAUGUGUCCUUUUAUUUAAAAUGCAUCUCUGGGUUAUUUGUGGGGCAUAGGAAUUGGUUCAUUCAUUCCCCCCCCCCCAAAAAAAAUAUAGUCUGGCCCCCACAAGGUCGGAGGGACAGUGGACCAGCCCACAGCUGAAAAAGGUUGCUGACCCAUGGCCUAUCACAACAGACCCACAAAUAUAUGUGUGUGGGGGAAAUAGAUUACCGUAUUUUUUGCUCCAUAAGAUGCACUUUUUUCUUCCUAAAAUGUAAGGGGAAAUGUCUGUGUGUCUUAUGGAGCGAAUGCGUGGUCCCUGGAGCCGAAUUGCCCAGGUGCAAAAAGCAGAUCAUGCUUUUUUUUUUUGAAAGAGGAAAGUGGGUGUUGAAACAAAGCCGCUGAUCGUUCGCCCAAUUGGGGAGAGAGAUAAGGGGCGCUAGAGAUAAAGGAGGCUGCCUGGGAGGGGGAGGUAAAGACAGCAAACUUGCAAAGGGGGGAAACAGGAAAACUAAAGCAAUAAGAAGAGAAAUUAGAAGAAAGGAGGAGCAAAAAACUGCUCCAGUUAAGGAAAUGACACUAAGGCAAACAAGAGGGAAGGGAGUGUUGAAAGGAAACAGCUGAUCGGUGGGAUCGCAAGAGAAAUAAGGGAGGCUAGAGGAGGCUGCCUGGGAGCGGGGAGGUAAAAGCCCAUGGAUCCUCAGGGUUUUUGCAUUGGUCACCCCAAAUUCACCAUCAGAUCACAUGUCUGUGGCCACAGCAUGAACCACAAAAAUCAUACACCCAGUGUUUUCCUCCUCUAAAAACUAGGUGCAUCUUAUGGUCAGGUGCGUCUUAUGGAGUGAAAAAUACGGUACAUGAAACUAGGAGUGCAAAUCGGUCUAGAAAACCCACACUCAGAAGAGGGGGGCUUAUUUUGAAAUGAAUUGCAAUUUGCAAUGUGCCCCACGGUCAUCUCGUCCAACCCCGUACAAUGCAGGAAUCUCAACGACAUCUGCUUAAAAAUCUUCAAGGAAGGAGAGUCCACCACUUUCCAAGGGAGUCUGUUCCCCUGUUGAACAGCUCUUGCUGUCAGAAAGUUCUUCCUAAUAUUUAGUCGGAAUCUCCUUUCUUGAAACUUGAGGCCAUGGGUUCGAGUCCUACCCUCUGGAGCAGGAGAAAGCAAGCUUUCUCCAUCUUCCGUGUGAUACACCUUCAGAUACUGGAAGAUGGCCCUCAUAUCUCCUCCUGGUCUCCUCUAAUCAAAACAUACCCAGCUCCUUCGACCGCUCCUCAUCAGGCGUGGUUUCCAGACCCCUGGUCAUCUUGGUCAACCUUCUCUGCACAUCUUCCAGCUUGUCAACAUCCUUCUUAAAUUGUGGCUCCCAGAACUGGACACAGGAUUCCAUGUGGGGUCUGACGAAGGCAGAGUAGAAGAAUAUUAUGACUUCCCUUGACUUGGAGUCAGGAGUCAGCAAACUUUUUCAGCAGGGGGCCGGUCCACUGUCCCUCAGACCUUGUGGGGGCCGGACUAUAUUUUGAAAAAAUAAAUAAAUGAACAAAUUCCUAUGCCCCACAAAUAACCCAGAGAUGCAUUUUAAAUAAAAGCACACAUUCUACUCAUGUAAAAACACACUAAUUCCUGGACCGUCCGCAGGCCGGAUUAAGAAGGUGAUUGGGCUGGAUCUGCCCCCCCGGGCCUCAGUUUGCCUUCCCAUGGGUUAGAUCUGGCUUCCUCAACCUCGGCCCUCCAGAUGUUUUUGGCCUACAGCUCCCAUGAUCCCUAGCUAGCAGGACCAGUGGACAGGGAUGAUGGGAACUGUAGUCCCGGGCCUUAGUUUGCCUACCCAUGACCUGGAUACAAGGCUUCUGUUGAUGCAGCCUAGAAUAGCUCUUUAUUCCGUAGCACAGCUGUUCUCAACCUGUAAGUCCCCAGAUGUUGUUGGACUACAACUCCCAUCAUCCCUGAGCUCCGGCAUCGCUAGCUAGGGAUGAUGGGAGUUGUAGUCCAACAACAUCUGGGGACCCACAGGUUGAGAACCACUGCGCGUAGCACCACACCACUGUCUCACGCUCCCCUGGGACCCCUAUAUCCCUUUCCACAUGCGCUGCUGUCGAGUUGGGGGGUGUGAUAGGAAUUUUAUGGUCUUAGAUAUAUGGUAAUGUUCAUAAGUGUACCAACCAAGCAUGUACAUAGAUCAGCACAAGAAGGCUAACCUGGAACCAUUUUGAUUCCUAAACUGAGCAAAUGUUUUCUCUGCAAGGUCAAAGUGGAAAAGCCUCCCCAUUGUCUUUUCCUUCACAAAUCCUGUCUUAAGGGUAUGUCUCUGUUUGAAUAGGGUGUGAGCCUGUGACCUGGCCCAGGAACUAAGUAUUUAUCAUUACAAAAGACUGGCCAGGCUCCCCAGGAAAUCCAAUCAAGUAUCCUACCAGACAGGAGAUAAACAACAACGGGAGAAAAACAAUAUUAAAAUGUUCCGCCUUUUUUGUGAUGUAGGUGUGAUGUAUCUGAGGGGUGGUCUUAGGUUACACCCCUUAUGUGAUGUAGCUAUGAUGUUUCUGGGGGUGGUCCUGAUCUACAGGAUGGGAAUUUCCAAAGUCUUUAUAAGGCCUUGCACGCCAUUUUUCUGGGUCCUCCUCUUUUCCUGCGUGUGAGGGGAGCACCCUGUUGCAACAGAUCAAUAAAGAUCAAGCUUACUAGCUGCUUUGCUUCUCAAUAUUCUCUGGUUGGCCUCUGUUAUUCUCUCCUACCAAUAGGGAACCUAUGUAAGGACUCUAUAUGGGCUCUUGGAUACCCCAUAAGGGAAAAAGAACAGAUUUUGUUUACAACAGGGGCUCACACCCUAUAUCUCCACCCCUAGUUUUUCCUCCCUAAGUGCAGAACCUUGCAUUUGUCCCUGUCGAAUUUUGGUUUUCCUCUCCCUGCUCUUCACCCUCUUCGCUCUCUUUCCCUUCCAGCUCAACCCAGCCAUGGACGGCUGCAUGAGGCGAUGGAAUUGGCUGAACAAAAGCACUGAGUGGCUGGAAGGGACGUCCCUGGAGGACAAAGACACCAAGGUCUGCUUCCCCACCAUCCGCAGGGGGAGUUUCUUCCCAGGGAAUGGACUGGCCACCUUCUCCCUAUCAGGUACCAGCCGGGCAGGACCCCACGAAUGUCUCGCUCCCCCAAUUCUGCAACCCAAGCCUAGAUCUCUGUUCCUUUGAGCUGAAAAGCAAAAGCCACAGACCUUCCAUUGUGAUGCAAUCCUGAAACUGGUUGCCUUAAGGCCAGACUGCCGCAAUGCCCUCACUGUGGGGCUUCCCUCGCGGUCGAUCUGGAAGCUGCUGUGAGUGAGGGAAACUGCGGCCCGGUUCCUGAAUUAUGGGCAAUUAGACUUAUGAACCUUAGUGGUACACCCAGCACAACUUUGUUGUUGUUUAAUCGUUUAGUCGUGUCCGCCUCUUCAUGACCCCCUGGACCAGAGCACGCCAGGCCCUCCUGUCUUCCACUGCCACUCACAGUUUGGUCAAACUCAUGCUGGUAGCUUCGAGAACACUGUCCCACCAUCUCGUCCUCCGUCCUCCCCUUCUCCUUGUGCCCUCCAUCUUUCCCAACAUCAGGGUCUUUUCCAGGGAGUCUUCUCUUCUCAUGAGGUGGCCAAAGUCUUGGAGCCUCAGCUUCAGGAUCUGUCCUUCCAGUGAGCACUCAGGGCUGAUUUCCUUCAGAAUGGAGAGGUUUGAUCUUCUUGCAGUCCAUGGGACUCUCAAGAGUCUCCUCCAGCACCAGAAUUCAAAAGCAUCUAUUCUUGGGCGAUCAGCCUUCUUUAUGGUCCAGCUCUCACUACUGGGAAAACCAUAGCUUUAACUAUACGGACCUUUGUUGGCAAGGUGAUGUCUCUGCUUUUUAAGAUGCUGUCUAGGUUUGUCAUUGCUUUUCUCCCAAGAAGCAGGCGUCUUUUAAUUUCGUGGCUGCUGUCACCAUCUGCAGUGAUCAUGGAGCCCAAGGAAGUAAAAUCUCUCACUGCCUCCAUUUCUUCCCCUUCUAUUUGCCAGGAGGUGAUGGGCCCAGUGGCCAUGAUCUCCGUUUUUUUUGGUGUUGAGCUUCAGACCAUAUUUUGCGCUCUCCUCUUUCACCCUCAUUAAAAGGUUCUUUAAUUCCUCCUCACUUUCUGCCAUCAAUGUUGUGUCAUCUGCAUAUCUGAGGUUGUUGAUAUUUCUUCCGGCAAUCUUAAUUCCGGCUAGGGAUUCAUCCAGCCCAGCCUUAGUCUUUAUACUAUCAACUAUCAAUCAGAGAUCUGCUGCCAGAGUUCAGGGUGUUCCUAUGAGUAUACCUUGGUUCGCGAACGCCUCGCGACUCAAACGCUCCUGAACGCCACAAACCCGGAAGUGAGUGUUCCGGUUUGCGAACGUUCUUUGGAACCCGGACGCCUGACAGGGCUUCUGAUUGGCUGCAGGAGCUUCCUGCGUGCAAUAAUUAUUUCUCCAUAUUUUUUCUUCCCAAUUUUUUUUGGUGUUGUUCCAGUCGUUCUCUCUCCUCUCAGUUAUGAUACAAUGAGGACUGUGUAACUCUCAAUAAGCUUAUAACCCCCCCUAUUCUCUCUCUCUCUCCCCCCCCCGCAACUCUCCCCCUCCAGGCCUCCCUACUGGAGUCAUCUCUGCCAACCGGAGCUGGUCCCUGACUGUGGAGAUGUGGAUCGGGGCCGCCCCGCAGUCAGCGCCCCUGCUGGCUACCUCCGCUUUCCCCCUGCGCUUAAGCCUGCAUCGCACGGUGAGGGCUGCAACACGUAGACCCCCGGGGAAGGUGGGGACGGAAGUGGCGUGCCCCCCAAAACAGCCCCACCAGGACGCCAGAGAACCUGAAAUAAUGGAAACAGGGGUGUACAAAAUGCAAAAAACAUUGGGCACAUGUGAACCGCAUGUUCAACAAAGAGUUUUGAUGCAGGGUGAACUGUCAUGGCUUCCUUCUCUCCCCCCCCAAAGAAUUCUGGGAGUUGUAGUUUCUUCAGGGUGCUGGGAGUUGUUAGAGCUACAUUUCCCAGAGUUCCAUGGGAAGAGGGAUGGGUGAUUAAACCGCUCUGGUCCCUGGCCAGCGUGGCCAUUCUCCCAUCAGCCCUUGCAACACAGGUGUGCUGGAAUGAUGGGAGUUGUAGUUCAAAAUGGAUGGAAGACCCCAGGUUGCCUGUCGACCAAUCGCUCCGGUCUGACCGCACCAAGCAUCUGGCCAAAGAUGGACGGGACAGCCUACCCUCCUGCAAACGUGGGUUGGAGGGGAAUUUGGUAUACCUGAAGGAGCGUCUCCAUCCCCAUCGCUCAGCCAGACACUGAGGUCCAGCUCCGAGGGCCUUCUGGCGGUUCCCUCCCUGCGAGAAGUGAGGUUACAGGGAACCAGGCACAGGGCCUUCUCGGUGGUGGCGCCCGCCCUGUGGAACACCCUCCCACCAGAUGUCAAAGGAAAAAACAACUACCAGACUUUUAGGAGACAUCUGAAGGCAGCCCUGUUAAGGGAAGCUUUUAAUAUCUCAAGGACUAUUGUAUUUUAAUAUUUUGUUGGAAGCCGCCCAGAGUGGCUGGAAAAACUCAGCCAGAUGGGAUAUAAAUAAUAAAUUAUUAUUACAGUGGUACCUCGGGUUACAUACGCUUCAGGUUACAGACUCUGCUAACCCAGAAAUAGUACCUCGGGUUAAGAACUUUGCUUCAGAAUGAGAACAGAAAUCGUGCUCUGGCAGCGUGGCAGUAGCAGGAGGCCCCAUUAGCUAAAGUGGUGCUUCAGGUUAAGAACAGUUUCAGGUUAAGAACGGACCUCCAGAACGAAUUAAGUACUUAACCCGAGGUACCACAUUAUUAUUAUUAUUAUUAUUAUUAUUAUUGAUAUCAUCAUCAUCUCUGGUCAUGGCACCAGCCAACACCCACCUUUGGGGAAACAUCAGAUUUCGCCACCACCCACCUUUUUUCCUGCCUGUCAUGUGUCUGUGAGUUCCAGAGAUCUCUCUUGGCUGGCCAGGUUCCUAACCUCCUGCCCUUCUCUCUCCCCCCAUUUCAUGCUCCAGGAUCUGACGGCUCACCUGGGGAACAAGACGGUCCUUCAGGUGCCCUUCCCCCUGGGGGGCUGCCUGGACGCCCCCCUACUCCUGAGCAUCACCCCGUCCCACGCCACGCUCCGCCUGGGUGACGCAGAGACCUCAAAGCCCACCCCGAAACUGGAUUUCGAAAGCCUGAAGCACGUCUGGCUGGGGAAAAAGGGGGAUUUCGUCGUCGGGGGGCUGCCUGGUACGUGUCCCCAUAAGAAUUGUGUGUGCCCCCCCUGCAAAGGGUGGGGAAUCUCAGCUCCAGGAUGUGGCCCCCAGACCUCUCCACCUGGCCCUCUGAACCUUCCCCCAGGCUGCACCCCUUACCAUCUUCCUAGAGAGGUUUUGUUGUUGUUGUUUAGCCGUUUAGUAGUGUCCGCCUCUUUGUGACCCCCUGGACCAGAGCACGCCAGGCACUCCUGUCUUCCACCGCCUCCCGCAGUUUGGUCAGACUCAUGCUGGUAGCUUCGAGAACACUGUCCCACCAUCUUGUCCUCCGUCGUCCCCUUCUCCCUGUGCCCUCCAUCUUUCCCAACAUCAGGGUCUUUUCCAGGGAGUCUUCUCUUCUCAUGAGGUGGCCAAAGUCUUGGAGCCUCAGCUUCAGGAUCUGUCCUUCCAGUGAGCACUCAGGGCUGAUUUCCUUCAGAAUGGAGAGGUUUGAUCUUCUCGCAGUCCAUAGGACUCUCAAGAGUCUCCUCCAGCACCAGAAUUCAAAAGCAUCCAUUCUUUGGCGAUCAGCCUUCUUUAUGGUCCAGCUCUCACUUCCAUACAUCACUACUGGGAAAACCAGAGCUUUAACUAUACGGACCUUUAUUGGCAAGGUGAUGUCUCUGCUUUUUAAGAUGCUGUCUAGGCGGGUGGCACGGUGGGUUAAACCACAGAGCCUAAGAUGUGCCAAUCAGAAGGUAGGCGGUUCGAAUCUCCAUGACGGGCUGAGCUCCCGUUGCUCGGUCCCAGCUCCUGCCCACCUAGCAGUUCGAAAGCACACCAGUGCAAGUAGAUAAAUAGGUACCGCUCCAGCGGGAAGGUAAACAGUGUUUCUGUGUGCUGCUCUGGUUCGCCAGAAGCGGCUUAGUCAUGCUGGCCACGUGACCCGGAUAAACUGUCUGCGGACAAACGCCGGCUCCCUCGGCCAAUAAAGUGAGAUGAGCACCGCAACCCCAGAGUCGGUCAUGACGGGACCUGAUGGUCAGGGGUCCCUUUAGGCCAUUGCCUAUAAGUGCAUAUAAAUCAUCUUUCCUCCAUUGUGAUACCCACCCAUUCCGUUCCACUUCUGUUUCAUUGCAGGACAGGAAAAAUUCCCGGCAGCCCAGGAGAGGAGUUUCUUCCGUGGCUGCCUGCGUGGGAUCCGGGUUCAAGGCCACGAGCUGGACUUUGACGAGGUGCAAUCCAGAAGCAACUCUAUCUGGCCCCACAGCUGCCCCGGAGCCGACGUAGGGCAGGCCAAGGCGGACCAAGAGGAGUAGGGAGUACGUCGGUGCAUCUUUUCCCGCGGAGCCGCCCUCCUUCUCCCAAGCAAAAGCACCCCCCGUCUCCUGCCCCCGCCCCCGGGCUCACUAAGGCCCCCUUUGCACAUUUAACGCUCUCAACAGGCAUGGCUUCUCCCCCAAGGGAUCCUGGGAAAUGUAGUUUGCCAGGGGCGCUGAAAACAGGAGAGACAGGAUGCUGGUGCGACCUGUCCAGCCCAGCUUCCCGUUUUCACGGCGGCCGCGCCCAUGAGCAGGAUCCAAGUGCAAGAGUCGCUAUCCCAGCUGUGGGGGCAGUGCAUAGCCAUUGCGGCAAGGAGCCUCUGACAGCUCUCUCCUCCAUGAGGGUUGUAAGGCCGUCUGUCAUGGUGCUUUAGCUGGGAAUCCUGCAUUGCAGGGGGUUGGUUUGGAUGACCUUCAGGGGUCCCUUCCGACUCUACGACUCUGUGAUUCCAAGGAGACCCUAUACCCCUCAGCGACAUACAAUUCCCAUAGCUGGUGGUUAAACUACUCUGCGGAUGGUUCCUCCAUGAACAGAGGACUCUCCUCUUUUUUUCCCUUUUUAAAAUUUUUUAUUUUUACAAAGUAAUCAUCACAAAUAAAUAAGACAAAGUAAUCAUCACAAAUAAAUAAGGAUAAAAAUGUGCACCCCACGCCCCCGAGGCCUUUCCAUUAUAACCAUCCAACCUCCCAAAAUUUCGACACCUCCAGCAAUGGUUUGACCCCUUUCCGUUUUGACAAAUUCUAUUAACACCUUCCCUAUCGCCUCAAAAUCAUUUCUCCUGUGUAUUCCCUGUCUUAGGAAGGGCAGAUGUUAAUUUAUCAUAAAUAGCUAUAUCCCACACCUCUUUAUAGCAUUCUUCCAUUUUAUAUUCCCUUGGCCCUUCCGCUUCCUAGCUAUCAUAAUUCGUGCAGCUGUCAAUAAAUUUGUGAACAAGUCCUUCGUAGCCUGCGAACUGUCCGCCCCAUCAUAAAUUGAUAAUAAUGCAACCUCUGGACUUUUGGUCAGCUUUAAGCCAGUGAUUUCUGUUAUCUCUUUAAACACCCUUUGCCAAAAAAUUGUAUUUACACAUGUGAACAUGAUUCCCUGUUUCCUGGCAUCCCAGAGGAGUUUCCUAAGGACUCUCAGCACCCUUAACAAACUAUAGCUCCCAGGAUCCUUUGGGGGACGACGACACACUGUUUAAAACGGCGUGAUUCUGCUUUAAAUGCGCAGUGCAGACAAGGCCUCAGUCCGAUGCGUUGUUGUGCAAUUGCUGAGUGGCUGGGAAUGGCCUGACCAGAUUUCGGUUGUGAUUGCGGGCGGUUGUGCGAGGUUUUGCGUGUGUGUUGUGUGUAGGGACAGGGCGGCGAUUGAAUCUGGCAGUCUCAGCUUCCUUUACUUUCAUGUUGCUGUUUUUCCAGUCCUAAGCGUGGUGCUUCCCAUUUUUACGGCAGUCUGCCAUUUUUAAACAGAAAAGAAAUCCUUGUGAAAGUUCAUCAGCAUCUUGGUGCAAAUUUAUUUUCAUGUACGCAUUUUUUUAAUGCUGUUUUGCUUGAUAUAGACAUUUUUGCAAAGCGAUUUUCCCUAAUUUAGUGCAAUUUUGGGGGAUAUGUUUUAUAUAUACAGUAUAGAUAUAUAUAUAUAUAUAUAUAUACACACACACACAUAUAUACACACACAUUUAUGUAUAUGCAUUUAUAUGCACACUUUAGCUUAGUACAGUACGUACGCAUUAUUUCUCCUGUACACAUUUCUUGGCCGGAGACAGCUGCAUUGGAAACUCAAAAAGAGAAAUACAAAUUUCAAAGGAUGGAUGUGUUUCUGUUUGCAUAGCGUUUUUGGAGUAGCUAGGUUCUGCUUUAAAUACAAACUGAACUGAAUCUCCCCCCAGUCCCUUCUGGGUGUGGGAACUUGCCCCUGGCAAGUCAAAAAUUCUCCUGGUUUUGACUGAACUUAGCUUACCCAAGACAGCCAAACACCUCGCGGUGAGUGACUUUAUAAAAAAGGAAGUAAAGGGCCGCUGGAGAUCAUCCCCCCUAUUUACUCAGGAGUAAGCCCCGCUGUUCUCAAUGGGACAUGUAGGGUUGCAGCUAGGCCAGGCACCCCCAAACUCGGCC
Molecule: messenger RNA, 17853 nt
Organism: Podarcis lilfordi (Lilford's wall lizard)
Lineage: Eukaryota; Metazoa; Chordata; Lepidosauria; Squamata; Lacertidae
Source: the annotation of a GenBank genome assembly